Molecule: messenger RNA, 1454 nt
Organism: Moneuplotes crassus
Lineage: Eukaryota; Ciliophora; Spirotrichea; Euplotida; Euplotidae
Source: the annotation of a GenBank genome assembly
UGGUAUUUUAGUCUAAAAAUGAGCAUGACAAGAAGUAUGCCGGCUAUUCCACUAGUCGAUCCCAAUACAUAUGGGAAGAAGAUCAUCUCACCCAUUUUCGGAAAUGCUAAGAUUAGGAAGGCAAGAAAUAAGAAUCCAGACGAACUCAGAUUUCAACUAGCGAAGACACAUCAGAGCUCAUCAAUACCGGUCAUUAAGGGCGUUUCUAAAAGAGGAGAGCAAUAUCCCCAUCAGACAAUUAAUUCAUUCAAGCCGAAUCGUCGUUCAAUGACCAACGAGCUUUCAAAGGAGGAAGAAUUUAAGAUCAACUUUGAUGUCUACAAUAUAAAAAGACUCCAUCAGCCAAAGCUGUUCUCAAGUUCCAAAUAAGCUACAGAAGAUGAAUGAAUUCCAAAGGACGAAUUAUGUUGGCUUCCAUGCUUCCACUAAAGAGAUGCUUGACAAGAACCUGGUAGUUACCAAUGCCCCUAUUCCCAGAAAAAAUAAUGGAGAUAAGUACAUCAACCGCAAGCUUCAAGAAGCUCUUCUGACCGGCACAAGAAUCUCCGAUCCGGAUUCUAAGGUCGUAGAGCGACAGAUCCGCCAGAUAAAAUCCCUUGUUAAGAGCCGAAAGAAGGUUCAUGAAGAAGAUAAUGAUUAUUUACAGAACAAGGAUCAGUUCCCUAGAAGAUUUACCUCAAAACCCUUCAUGCACUAUGGCUUCAGUGCCAAGAAAGCUUCUCAAAAGAAGAAGGAGAUUAAUGACUUAAUCAAGAAGAAUGAUAACAAAAUGAAGGUGUACAUUGCUCUCCUUCAGAAGCAGAAGAGAAGUAAGAAGCCUACUAUAGGAUCUAUCGAGAACCAUCAUAGUCCUCACAGGAUCUUCUUGGAGGACGCUCAGAAAUCUCUUGAUAUAAGUGAAGACUUUCAUAAGCUGAAUAUUGCCACUAAGCCUAUUGAGUCAAGUUCUGGUGUUGACAUCCGUAACCUGAAUACCUACAGCUCACAGCCUAAUUUCGAGACUUUACCGAACUUGAAGAAGGAAGUAGCAGACCAAAGUCUUGAAGAGAGCACUCUAGGUCCAAAAAGAUUAACUGAUUCUAUCAUAAUGCAGCAAAGCUUAAUGAACGAAGUGUCAAUGAUUAACAAGUCUAUCAUAGAGAAGAACAGUGAGCAUGUUCCGAAGCAGAAGAUCAUCGGAAGUAUCAGAAAAUUUGACGAUAGGUGCAUAAACUAUCAUAAAGCUCAUAAGAGCUUGGUUGACCUCACCGUGGGUUAUUUGAGCAAGUGUAUUAAGGAGAAGAACCCUGAGAAAGACAUUGAAGCUAGAGAGCAACUUAUUGAGCAGAACAUGAAGGAUAUCAACAACCUCCAAAAAGACCAGCUGUUGAAUUACAACAUUGAUCCCUAUUCUGGAGACAACUAAACAUAAGUGCUUAUGUAUCAAGUUAAAAUACACAUAAAUCAAUUAAGUU